Messenger RNA from Tarenaya hassleriana, 573 nucleotides. RefSeq lists its product as uncharacterized. The record is from RefSeq and is a predicted model, not a curated record. The annotation marks the transcript as partial. Lineage: Eukaryota; Viridiplantae; Streptophyta; Magnoliopsida; Brassicales; Cleomaceae. The transcript has a single exon.
GAAAGGUGCAGUGCAGAACACAGGUUCGUACAGGGGUUGCCAUUUGUUGCUAUUAUACAACAGCUUUUCCCUGAAUUACACAUAUACAUACAUACAAACAUAUAUAUAUAUGGAAACUAAAUAUGGAAAACAAGAACGCGUUACUGAUAGCUACGAAGAAGGUUCUGGCAACUGAAGACCUCAAACUGAUGCAAGAACUCAUCUCCUCGCUCUUUUCGUAGCCGGAAAACCAACAGAUCCGAGGAGAAACGAGCUUCGGAGAAUCUACCGCUUCUGUUGAUGCCGUUGGACGAGGACGAGUUCGUGGCUCCUCUGAUGAAGAAUCUCCUCUCGCCGAUUUUGAAAUGGUUAGACAUGAUGUUAAACCAAGAGAACAACUGGGUAUUGGCGUUCUUGGGUGCUUUCUGCUCGGCGAUUCGCAUGUUCGGGACGAGACGGGUCGAUCUGGUAGGUAACAUUGUCUACGAGAUGCUGAGUUCAGUGACAGAACUGGUGAAGAGAGGAAUGGAACUAGGUUUUGUAAUAAGAGCCUUCAGAGAGAUGGAAAUGAUCAUGUCGAAACAAUCCGACUGG